Messenger RNA from Plasmodium vivax (malaria parasite P. vivax), 3702 nucleotides. Its product is annotated as histone, putative. The transcript has a single exon. Gene Ontology annotation, biological process: regulation of DNA-templated transcription. The coding region runs from base 1 to 3702 and encodes 1233 amino acids. The record is from RefSeq and is a predicted model, not a curated record. NCBI's taxonomy places the organism in Eukaryota, Apicomplexa, Aconoidasida, Haemosporida, Plasmodiidae. Gene Ontology annotation, cellular component: nucleus. Gene Ontology annotation, molecular function: protein heterodimerization activity; DNA binding; DNA-binding transcription activator activity, RNA polymerase II-specific.
AUGAAUGUAAAAAACGUCAAAGAUGAUGAGGUUGAUGCCUUUUGGAAAAACCAGCUAGCCGAAAUUUCAAAUAUGAGUGUGGAAGAUUUAAGAACCCAUAAUUUACCCAUUUCUAGAAUUAAAAAAAUUAUGAAGGAAGAUGAUGAAAUAAAAAGCAAUCAGAUGGUGUCAGCAGACACCCCUGUCUUAUUGGCCAAGGCUUGCGAGCUGUUCAUUAUGGAGUUAACUAAUUAUGCCUGGAAGUUCACAGAAGAGAGCAAACGAAGAACACUGCAAAGACAAGACGUGAUUUCAGCUGCUUGCAAAAGAGAUAUGUUUGAUUUUCUGAUAGACUUGAUACCCAUAGAGGAACGGAUAAAAUACAUUAACUUAAAUGUCAAGGGGAACUCCAAGAGGAACAACAACAGCAGCAGUAGCAGCGGUAACGGCAGUGGUGACUGUAGCCAGGGAGGCGGCAUCCAUGGCGGUGCCCAUCACGGAGGCCUUAACCACAGCAGCGUUAACCACAGCAGCGUUAAUCACAGCAUCGUUAACCACGGCAGCGUUAACCACAGCAGCGUUAACCACGGAAGUGACAACCACGGAAGUGACAACCACGGCAGCGACAACCACAGAGUCGAUUUCGACACCGUGAAGCAGUACUACAACCUGUAUUCGUCGGCCUGCAACGACAAGGGCGCCGUGAGCAUGCAGGCGCUCAAUGAGGAGCUUGCCGAGAUGGCGGAACUCGCGGAGAAGGAGUUGAAUGCGGCGAAUGCGGUGACGGUCGCGAGCCUGGCAGCAGAGAACGGGAUGGGCGCAAACGGGAGAAGCACAAACGGACCAACCGCCAACAUGGCAAACCUGCGGGACGCGGCGCACGAAUUCGCGGCCAAUUUAAAUGCCCUGUACAAUGGCAACGACCCAGAUAGCUCGUCGACGCCGCCACCCAACCACGCUGUCAACAUGGCACAGAACCUGUUCCUGAGUUUUAAUCAAAACGGCCAUUUGACAGAGGAGCACUCCAGCUCCAACAGCAACCAGGGAGGGUGCAUGCACAACGCGAAAGGCUACGAAGAGAAGCAUCGCAACAGUCUCAGUAGCAGUGGAAACCAGUGCACGCACGUAAGCGGAAUAACCAAGUACAACAGCAGAGGCAGUUGCAGUAGUAAUAACCAGGGCUCAACAAGUGAGCACUUCGGCAACAACAACGUGAAUGCAAGUCAUGUCAACUUCAAAUGCUAUUCAUCCGUUAAUGAUAAUAUGACUAGACAGUGUAAGCAAGAGUAUGUAAAGAACAUGCUCAAUGAAUCUGGUAGUCUCUACAACGAGUUGCACCAAAAUAUACCCACCAGCAGAACAGUAAACAUUCCUAGUAAUCUGCAGAACAAGGACCUUGUCAAUGGAAACAUCCCCUCCUACCAGAAACUGCAGGAGCUGAAAAAUAGAUUUGGUUACGCCAUGCAGACAGUGAAUGUUCCCAAUAUGGCCAACGUCUCUAACGUUUCAAAUUUGUCAAUUUUGUCAAACGUUUCUAACCUGUCUAAUCUAUCUAACCUGUCUAACGUGUCUAACGUAUCGAAUGAUAAUGGCUAUAUUGGUGGCAGUGAGUGCAAUGGGAAUAUCCAUUUGAACCCUAAUUUGAACCUCACUUCGCUAUCAUCUUCGUACAAUGGAAUGCCGUCGGCGCAGCAUGCGCUGGCUCAGUACAACAUGGUGAGCAGCGACGAUGUGAGGAAGCCAAAGGGGGGCUCGCACAGCCAGGCGGUGCAGGGGCAGCACUCGAGGGAAGUACACCCACAGGAUGUAAACAUGCGAGACGCACCCCCUCAGGAGGUACACCUACAGGAGGUGCACCCCAGCGGAGGGAACACCAACUACCAACGACUCCAAACCGGCAAGAGCGAUGACAAAUCAAGUGACGACCUGAACCCCCAGCAAAGUUACGUCUACAAUUACCACAACCCGGGAUAUAACCAAAAGGGCCCCAACGUAGUCAGCAGCCAUAUCCUCAAUGGUAACCUCAUGAACAACAUGCAAAACGUAAGUUUAAACGAUUCGUCCGUGCCAAGGAACAACGCCCCCCCCUCCUGCUCUUCCUCCCUGGAUCAGAGAAAUGCUCAGAGCGGUGAAGUGCCCAAAAUGAUGGCAGCACAAAUGAUGGCUAACAGCCAAAUUAACCCCUUCUACAAAAAUAGCAACUCACAAAGUAAUCGCGGCAAGCAAGGCAACCUCCUCUUAAGCGAUGGGAACAACCUCCCACCCAGCCGAACAAAUGACAAGAUGAGUGUAAACAGCAUUCCCACGAAAUCAAAUGCGGAGAUAAAUAAGGACUUGAAAAGUAAAGACUUGAUAAAUAACUAUUUCAAGCUGAAUAAUAAUGGCAUUACUGCCACGAGCACCACUACGUCUACCGCCGCCACCACGACGGCUACCACCUCGGCCACCACAGCGGCUACCAAUAUCAGCGCUAUUCAGAACCGCAAAAACCAUGGGAAGCACAACGCACACAAGGGGAACAGCGCACUUGUGGGUGAUAACCGAAUAAGUGAUGGUCUGCUACAUGAAGGGCUACUCACCGAGGGAUUGCUCGGUGAGAGGCUGGUCAGUGAGGGGCUGCUCAGCGAGGGGGUACUCAGCGAUGGGCUGCUCAACGAUGGGCUGCUCAACGAUGGGCUGCUCAACGAUGGGUUAUUGAACGAUGAUCUGCUCAACGAUGAUCUGCUCAACGAAGACCUCCUCAGUGAAGACCUGCUCAAUGAAGACCUGCUCAACGAUGGGUUUUUUAAUAGCGGCCGCCUGAAGAACAGCAUGUUUGACAGCCUCCAGUUUGACAGUUCCCAGCUUGAUAGUGGCCAGUUUGACAGCGCCCAGUUUGAUAGCGGCGAGUUUGACAGCGCCCCGUACGACAGCGGUCAGCUUGGUAGCGGCCAAUUGGGUAGCCAACUAAUGAACAGCCAGAUAGUUAAAAGUCACCUGGGCAAAAACCACCUUACCAAAAACCACCUUCCCAAGAAUCACCCCCCUAAAAAUCAACCCCCCAAAAAUCAUCCCCCCAAAAUUCAGCUCCCCAAAAGUCAUCUCCCCCCAAGCCGACUUCCGAACAACCAAUUAGCUAACCACCACAGUGGCUCGCGAAACAGCUACAUAAGUGACCACCUAAAUAGCCAGAUGAGCGAUCAGAUGAGCGACCACAUGAGCGACCUUAUGGCCGACCGAUUGACCGAUCGCUUGACAGACCGUUUGACUGACCGUUUGACUGACCGCUUAACCGACCGCCUGACCGACCGCAUGACCAGCCGAAUGGCCGACCAAUUCAGUGGCCAGCUGAACAUCCAACCAAGCAGCCACAUUAGUGCGCCCAUGAACAAACAGAUAAACGCCAGAAUGGCCGAAAACGCCCUGAACGAAAUUUUAAACACCUCAGAAAAUACGGCGGCAAAAAAUACAGCCAUAAAUAUGAUUAACCAAAAUAUAGACAACAACAGCGUUGCACAUAACCAUCUAAGCAACAUCAUGCCAAACAUGAAGUCCACUGCUCAACAAAAUGUGAAGCCAAACGUGCACUCCAAAAUGUACCUGAACCUGAACCCUAAUGCGCAGGGUGUUCCUUACCAACCGACUCAACAAUACUCUGCCCAAGAAAAUAAUUACGUUUGUAAUUAUAACCCGCAGCAAUAUCACAGCAACAAGGUGAAGGAAAAAACGCACUCCUUUUUGUGA